Messenger RNA from Medicago truncatula (barrel medic), 1368 nucleotides. Its product is annotated as E3 ubiquitin-protein ligase ATL4. Gene Ontology annotation, biological process: protein ubiquitination. The transcript has a single exon. Lineage: Eukaryota; Viridiplantae; Streptophyta; Magnoliopsida; Fabales; Fabaceae. The record is from RefSeq and is a predicted model, not a curated record. The coding region runs from base 166 to 1116 and encodes 316 amino acids.
UCACGUGCCCUCUCCCUCUCCUAUCCUAUUUUCUCAAACCAAAACAAAAUUACACUUAAAACAUUUUCAUGCACAACAACAACAACACAUCAACAACUUUUUCACCUUUCUCUCUCUCUCUCUCUUUAAUACUCUAGACCUUCUCUUCACAAAAACGUCGUCGUUAUGGAUACUACAUUUACACCACCGUCACCACACCGUUCAUCUCCGUUACAAAACAUAAGCCCUAGCAUUCUCAUCAUUAUAACAAUCCUCGCCGUCACCGUCAUCGUUUCUCUUCUAAUCUGCUUCCUCCUCCGCCACCUCAACUGUCACCGUCUCCGCCGUAAUCCAUCUCCAACAACCACCGAACCUCCUCCUCACACUCACAGCCGUCGUAUCUCUCCAGAAACAACACCUCCCUCCGUCAUCGACUCACUCCCUCUCUUCACAUUCUCAUCCAUCUCCCGUCGUUCCUCCGCCGUCACCGCCGCUGACUGCGCUGUCUGUUUAUCAAAGUUCCGUAACUCCGACCUCCUCCGUUCUCUUCCUCUCUGUUGCCACGCUUUCCAUGCUGAAUGCAUUGACACAUGGCUCCGUUCAAAUCUUUCAUGUCCGUUAUGUCGCGCCAGCAUUCUCCCUUCCGAUUCUGAUCUCGCAAAAAUUCUCCGAUCAACUUCUUCAGACAGUUUCCGAGUUGAUAUCGGAAAUAUAAGCCGCCGUGGAAACAAUCUUCCCAAUCCCGACGCCGUUACUACCGGUGGCGAUUCAAGGUCUUAUUCGAUUGGAUCGUUUGAGUAUUAUGUAGUUGAGCCUUCGGAGGUUUCGUUUACGCAAGAUCACCGGAGAAGUGUUUCCGAUCAGAAAGACAUUCACAUUCCGGUAUCGGAGGAUUCAUCUAUGACACAUGAAAAUACUAUCGCUGGUGAAGUUGCUGGAAGUGGACAUUGGUUGAAGGAUUACGUGGACAGACUAUCGGCUUCGAUUUCAUCGCGAACGGCGUCGUUUCGGAGUUCUGGAAGAUUCUUCGCCGGAGGUGGAAGUAGUCGCAGAAUUGAACCGGUUGAUUAUGACGUUGAAGGUAACAGAAUUGGUGAAGAGAUUAGUGAAAUGUUUCGGUGGCUUUCAGGGGUAUGAUUGGUAAAGUACAUUAACAUUUAGGUUUAUAAAUUUCGAUAUAAUUUUUUUAUUUUUAAUCUUUGUAAACAUUUGCUACUAUGUUAUUUGGCUUCACUUUUGAUUUUCCUUUGAGGCUUUAGAACAAAAUUAAUGCAAAUGAGUAGAGGUAUGGUGAUUUUGGGAUUUAGAUCAUGAAUAUUUUUAGGAAUGUUAAUUAGAUGAAAAGAUACAAGGAAUUAUAAUAUUGGAUCUUGUAAAAAGACGCACCAA